UCCACGCGCCCACCGGCCCAAGAGGCCCCACAAUCACGCGAACUUCGGUCAUCUGCGCAAGCGGGUUUGGCCAGCAAUCGAACAAAGUCGGUCACUGCAUCGUGCGCUUUCGGAUGCGCUUCUGCGGCCGUUUGGAGCCGCUCUUCCUUCCGAUAUUAGGAAGCCACCGGAGCUAUGCACUUUUAAACCUCGAUUGAAAACUCAUUUGUGCAAAACUGCUUGUUGUGUUUAGUUUCUCGUCCUUUCCCCCGCACCUCCGAUUAGCGCGGUUGGCUGCGUACGGUGCGAAAGAAGUUCAACGUGCGUACGUGCAAUCGACCCUCCCACAUCCGCCCACAGCCGCACAGGGGCCUGCCUGGGCACCUGUGACCGGAGGACGAUCGGACGAGCAAACGAAGGACAUGGCCACGUCUCGCAGACCCAGAAGCAGCUGGAGGGAACGACGGCUGCUGCUGCUGUGCUGCUUCCUCCCGGUUCUCUCUCACAGCGUCGAGCCCGCCAACGCCUCCGCCGUGGAGAAAGUGACCGACAUUCAGAGCUUGCGUCAGCUCAUCCGCUCUCGCAACAACCUCCUUGUGCUCUACGCAACCUCGGCACUGGCGGCGCAGGAGACGCUCGUCCUUCUGGAGCGCGUGGCGGACGCCGUCGCUGGAGCUGCCACCGUCGCCUGGAUCAACUGCGGGGAGGAGGGUGGUGCCGAGGCCUGCGCUCGUAUGAAGGUGGUGCCUGACGCGGAUGGAGUAGAGCUACUUCACUACAGGGAUGGCGCGUUCCACAUUGAAUAUACACGACCGGAGACGUUUAAGUCCAUGACUGCCUUUCUACGUGACCCGCUUGGAGCUCCGCUCUGGGAAGACAGCCCUAGUGCCAGAGACGUCAAACACCUCACAACUGACCAGGAGUUUCGCACCCUGGUCAAGAAUGAAGCGAGGCCCAUUUUCAUCAUGUUUUACGCUCCAUGGUGUGGUGUUUGCAAGACUUUGAUGCCGGCUUUUCAGGAAGCAGCCACGGAGCUUAAGGAAACGCACGUGCUGGCUGGCAUGAAUCUGCACGCCCCAGAGUUUGAUGGCAUCAAGCAAGAAUUCCGCAUCACAGGAUACCCAACUUUCGCCUAUAUCGAGAAGGGCAGACAUCUCUUCAACUUCGAGAACUAUCAAGCGACCAAGCAGGACAUAGUGUCGUGGCUCCUAAACCCACGUCCCCCACGUCCCCCUGCGGAAAUGGUGCCCUGGUCGCAGGACCCGGACACUCUUGUGCACCACCUGACCGCGAGCACCUUUGGCCCUUUCCUGGGCACGCAUCCCUCUACGCUGGUUCUCUUCUACGCGCCCUGGUGUCCCGUGAGCAGGAAGGUUCGUCCUGAGUAUGAGGCGGCCGCUGCCAUCUUAAAUCCAAGGCCUGACAGCCCUGGGGUGUUGGCAGCUGUGGAUGGAGCGACGGAAGCGGGCCUAGUUGAGGCCUAUGGGGUCACGACCCUGCCCAGCCUCUACUACUUCCACGAGGGCCGUCCUCUCUACAACCUGCCCAUGUCCCAUGACCGUAACACCCUGCUCACCUUCCUGCGCAACCCUCAAGACCCACAGAACUCCGAGUUGCCUUGGGAACAGCGGCCUAGCAGUGUGCAUCACCUAACCAGCCGAGACCUCCGAGACUUCCUCAAGAAGACUAAGCAUGCACUUGUCAUGUUCUACGUGCCAUGGUGCCCACACUCUCAGCAAGCCAUGUUGCACUUUACAGGAGCUGCUGAACAAUUCAAAGAGGACAGAAAGAUGGGUUUAGGUGCCAUUGACUGCAGUAAGGCAGGGAAUUCUGAGAUCUGUGGACAGGAAGAUGUGCAGGAGUACCCCACAUUCCGCUAUUACUCCUAUGGCCGGGCACUGGAACGCUACACUGGCCCACGUGGGGAAUCCGACUUUGUGAACUACAUGAGGAAGCAGCGAGGGAAGGACUAUGAGAAAGUUGGUAAAAAAUCCCACCGUGAUCUGUAAACACGGUCUGGGCCAUCGUAUCCCUUGGAGCAUCUCAACCGGCAUUUCCAAAACCUGUGAUGAGAAGAUACAAGUUCAGCAUUUUAAAUGUCAUCUGUUUUGAAUCGGCAUGUAAUGAUUUGAUGAACUGUCACAAUUCGGUGUUCACUAUUUGAUUGAAGAAUCGGUCUUGGUUUAGCAUCUUGUUUGUAUUGUUACUGUACUUGCGUAUCGUUUGGUUUGUACAUUUUGCCCCAGUAGCCCACUUGUAACACGUAUCAUUUGCAAAAAAAACAUAAUAGAUUUAUCCAUGCUCGAUUCGGUGGUGCAGUGGUUCGUGUAUUGCGCUAUGAAUCCCACGAGUGUGAUUCCCGGUCACGGCUAACAUUGGUGCAGUGAUUUUUUGACUGGUCUUGCGGCACACUCUUACUCCAAACCACAUAGGCCAUCGUGGUGAAGUAUGGUCAACCGAUCCCUAUGACCUACACAAUGCGGAGAUACCUUUAUCCAGCAGCGGAUUGACAAAGGGCUGUAAAUCAUAUACAGUGGUCUAUGUUUAACACCAACGAUUUCCCGAAUGUGCUGUCGGCAUGAAUCCGCAAAGAGAAGCGUGAUUCCUUUUCAUCGCACAAAUUGCUGCAGGAAUCGGUCUAAAAUUAUCCCUUCAUAUCACAAUCCUUUCUUUCUUUACGAUAAGUGGACUUCUCUCAUCAACAACCACAAAGCUUCCACCCGUUCAUGGCAUGUGAAGUUAACACCGAUAUUUGAGCCAUGCAAAGUGGAUCACUCUCACAGUGGUUCAAUGAAUUGUCAUGACUUGGGGCUACGAUUCAUUUUAAAAAGUCGAUCGUUUUGUUGACGAAUUUGUGUUGCCAUUUUCUCUCGUUUGUAUGCCUCGUUUGCAGUUAUAUAUACCAAAUGAGCAUACGUACAACAGCAUAUCAUAUGCGUACACUCUUCAUAGAUCAUGUUUUUGAUGCUUACAAUCCGUUGCAGGUAUGGUGAGUGUAAGAAAUGUGUUUGAUCAGUGAAUCGAUGUUUCAUUAAAUGCACAGUAUUUAUCAUCAUAUUUAGUCAUCAGGGCCUUGGGACAUAAAUAAAAUGCGAGAUAAACUUUUCUUCAUGAUGGUUAUUUCUUUGUACGGUCAUUGUUGACCACGUUGAGACAUUCCAACUUGCUGCACCCAAGAUUCUUGUUUUGCCAUUCCAGUACGUGGUCUCUCCACUCUUCAAACCCAUGUGUAAUGAUCGAGGGGUUGAAAGUAAUUUUAACAAGCCUACAAAACACGGAUUCUGAAGGUGUUCGAGUUUUAUUUUCCAAAUAUAAGUUAUUUCUGUCCUGAUUUUGGAAUAAAACAGUUGACG
This is a messenger RNA of Lethenteron reissneri (Far Eastern brook lamprey), 3332 nucleotides long. Its product is annotated as protein disulfide-isomerase A5-like. Gene Ontology annotation, molecular function: protein disulfide isomerase activity. Gene Ontology annotation, cellular component: endoplasmic reticulum. The record is from RefSeq and is a predicted model, not a curated record. Gene Ontology annotation, biological process: protein folding. Lineage: Eukaryota; Metazoa; Chordata; Hyperoartia; Petromyzontiformes; Petromyzontidae.